CUCCCUUGCUCUUUUUCAUCUUCCUUAUCACAAUUUUAAUUACUAUUCUUCACUGGUAAUUUCUUUUUUUUACCAUAUUCUUUUUACAUCUUCUUUCUCUUUUUUGGGUAUCCUGAAACUCAUUCUAAAAGAGUAUUGAGACUCCGAUCGAGAACGUUCUUUCGUUCAAAGCAGAGAGGUUUCAGGCGAAGAACAAGAAAGGAGAAGAUAACGAAGACGAAGACGAUCUUAGAAUCUUCUCAAUCCAAGAAAAGUUUCAGAUUUACGUUGAUGUUGAAGUAGAAAUGUUCAUAGAGUGAGAAAGAAGCUGCAAAGUCUGAUCUAAAGUUUCGAAGGAGCAAUUAACGUUCGAAGGAGCGAAGAGAAAUGGCAUCCUCGUCCAAUUCUCCGUGCGCCGCGUGCAAGUUUCUUCGGCGGAAGUGCACACAAGAAUGCGUAUUUGCCCCAUAUUUCCCACCGGACCAGCCGACAAAGUUUGCGAACGUGCACAAGGUUUUCGGUGCAAGCAAUGUUGCUAAGAUCCUCAAUGAGCUGAACCCGACGCAAAGAGAAGACGCCGUGAACUCACUGGCCUAUGAGGCAGAUGCGAGGCUUCGCGAUCCCGUUUACGGCUGUGUCGGUUUAAUCUCAAUCCUACAACAAAGGCUGAGGCAGGUUCAAUUUGAUCUGACUAAUGCCAAGAAGGAACUCGUUGGCUACAUGGGGCCAUCAGCGAUGCUCCCUCUCAGCCAUCAACACCAACACCACCAGUUUCUGUAUCAACAACUACAACAGAAUCCAUCUUCCAAUAUGGGACCCUACGGAAUUUCCCCGGUUGGUAUGGGUGUGCCUCAGUCGGCACAAGCGCAAGCACAGGCACAGCUAUUAAUGAGGGAACAACAGCAGCAGCAGCAGCAGAUGCUGGAGGCACAACAUUUAGCCGCAGUUGUAGCUGCUAGAGAGCAACAUGAGAUGAUGAGGAACUACGCGCAGCAACAGCAACAACAGCAGGAGCUUGUCAGGUUCGAUGGUGGCUUUGAUGGGAAUGCCGGGGCUGGUGGGGGAGAUGGUAUUGAGUUUAAUCAGUUGAGCGCGGGUUUUUCUUCUUCCUUGGCUUUGGUUCCAUUCGACAAUUCAUUUCAGCUGCAAGAACCGGAACAAGAGCAUCCGCAUCAGCAUCAACAACAACAACAACAACAUCAACUCUCGCAGCAGAGAACUUUGAGCGAUGAGGUUAAAAGCGUUCAUCCGUCUUCUUAAUUUUUGUUUUCCUCUCGCCACUCGUUCUCUGCCUGCCAUUGCUUUUCCUUUGAUCUCGGUUCAUUGGGGCCAAUAUUCUUAAUCAAAGACAAAUUAAGAGUUAGAAGCGUCUGAAAGGAGGAAGAAAAAGCAUCAUUUUUGGAGUAUUAAAACUUCCCUUCCCCUCUUAAAUCUCUCUAUUUGAUUGACCCAGCUGAAGAAUGAAUAGUAUUAAUUUCAAGAGAGAGAGAGAGAGCAUUAACAAAAGAGAGACAAAGACCAUAGCGUCUAUCUCCAUCUCUGGUUAUUAUUUUUCUAUUCAAUUCUCUCUCUCUCUCUCUCUCUCUCUCUCUCCCUCUCUCCCUCUCUCCCUUCUACUUAACGUCACCGGCAGCUUUCUUUUUCCUUUAUUUUUGUUAAUUUUCCUCCCCAUCUUCUCAUAUAUUAUAUAUAUAUAUAGUAUAAACAAAUAAUUAGUUGUUACUAUGGUUUGAAUGUUUGAUUUUUAGUCUCAACUAUCAUAUUGAACUCCA
This is a messenger RNA of Macadamia integrifolia, 1751 nucleotides long. RefSeq names its product protein ASYMMETRIC LEAVES 2-like. NCBI's taxonomy places the organism in Eukaryota, Viridiplantae, Streptophyta, Magnoliopsida, Proteales, Proteaceae. The transcript has 4 exons. The record is from RefSeq and is a predicted model, not a curated record. The coding region runs from base 367 to 1239 and encodes 290 amino acids.